This is a messenger RNA of Vollenhovia emeryi, 10269 nucleotides long. RefSeq names its product ABC transporter A family member 1-like. Gene Ontology annotation, cellular component: membrane; intracellular membrane-bounded organelle. Bases 253 to 5775 code for a protein of 1840 amino acids. The record is from RefSeq and is a predicted model, not a curated record. Lineage: Eukaryota; Metazoa; Arthropoda; Insecta; Hymenoptera; Formicidae. Gene Ontology annotation, molecular function: lipid carrier activity; ATP hydrolysis activity; ABC-type transporter activity. Gene Ontology annotation, biological process: lipid transport; transmembrane transport. The transcript is spliced from 25 exons.
CAAUUAAGAACACCUAUAUAUGUAUAAUAAACGAUCUUUCUGACAUAACAAAUCUCUGUUACAUAACACACAUUAUAUGCGUGGAACUAGUUUUUACAUUGAAUAGCUAAUUAAUCGUAAAUGCCAUUCAAUAUUUAAAUGAUAUGUAAACCGUUCGGAAAAUUCAUGCAAUUAUCGGGCAAUUUCUUUUGUGCUUCGCAGGUAAAACGACGUCUUGCAGCUAAGCAAUGAUCUUCUUGCGGACGUGAUCGGAUGGGACAACGUGGGGAAAUUAAGAGGGAGAACUUGAGACCGCGGAAGGCUUAUUCCUUUGGUCUUCAUCUAGGCACGUUCCUAAAUCACGUUCAUCGACCGCAGGGUAGUUUGACCUGGUUGUGGCCGGAGUUGUUAGCGGCGCCAAGUAUGGCGAGGAGCAACAAUAAUGGUUGCGGACGCAGUUCCAAGCACACCGUCCGUCGCUGCGAUGUCGCCGUCGUAUCACGUGGUAAGGCAACGUCCCAGCAAUGCGAAUCGAUUGGCGUCGUUAACGGAGGCAGCAUCCAGCAACGUAACAGCGAUGACAGCGCCGGGACCAGCAACGGCACCACCACCGGCAUCACCGCCAGCAGCAACGCCAGCAGCAAUCACAGUCAAGUAGAGGAGGACGCGAGGGUGAGCGCAUCACGCAGGAUGAAUUCGUGCGCGCUCUACUUUUCCCAACUGCGGGCGAUGCUCGUGAGGAAUCUCCUGCUGAAGAAACGUGACACGCGGAAGACGUUUAUGGAGGUCGUUCUACCCCUCUAUAUCCUCGGGGCCUUGAUCGUGAUAAAGGUCAUGAUACCCAAUCCAAACUUUCCCGCGAUGACGACGCAGAGGCAUGAAGGAGAUAUAUUUGAAUUAUUCAAUGGCUACAAAAACAAUACGAUCGCCGUGGUACCCAAUUCUACGGAAACCCUCAGCUUCUUAAACUCCAUGAAUAGCCUCUGGCGCUCUAUGUGGGAUUAUCCCGAUAAGCUUCCUUUAAACUUCAUGGUGUUCGACACGAAAGAUGAUCUACAAGCAGCGUACUGGAGAGACCCUUACAGUGUACCCCUAGCAGUUAUCUUCGAGGACCCCCAGCCAAUAUCACAACGUCUCAAAUAUGAAAUUAGGACGAAUCCUUCGUAUACCUCGCCGCCGUCGCCAACCGAAUUGUAUUCUGCUCCGAUCAGUUGUCGAAAGAAUAAAACCGGUCACUGGAUGGGUGAUAUUUUUUCGAUAAAGACCGGGGAAUCCUGUCCCGUUAACAAUUACUUGCAUUCCGGCUUUUUGGCCUUGCAGAUGAUAAUGGAUAUCACAAAGAUAAGAUUGGACGUGGGAAAUUUCGACGUGACAGUACCAGAUAUUAAACUCAUAAUGUUUCCCAAGGAAGCGUAUACUGCUGACUGGAUGUUGGCCUUCAGAGUUGUUAUUCCGCUUUACAUGGUCUUGGCGCUUUCGCAAUUCGUCACCUAUCUUUUGAUCCUAAUAGUCGGCGAGAAGGAAAAUAAGAUUAAAGAGGGAAUGAAAAUGAUGGGCUUAAACGAUUCAGUGUUUUGGUUGUCUUGGUUCAUCAUCUACAGCAUUUUCGUCUUUUUGCUCUCUGCUGUUGGAGUGGUGUUGCUCUUCACGCUGCAAAUGUUUCAACACACGCAUUUCCUACCCAUAUUCCUUUUGGUUGUUCUAUAUAGUUUCUCCGUAAUUAUGUUCGCCUUUAUGAUCACACCAUUCUUCGACAAAUCGCGCACGGCUGGUGUCUUAGGAAACUUUGCUGUCACAAUAUUGAGCUUGAUGUACUUCAUCCAAGUAUUUGUAAGUGAUUCCAGCUCAGUCACGUACUGGUUGGUUUCUUUAAUCAGCCCAACCGCCGUCGCCUUGGCAAUGGAUAAAGCUCUAGUACUGGAUCUGCAAGGUGAGGGAGUGAAUUUCGAUAAUCUCUGGUCCGGCCCAGGGAUACCUUUCGGCGGCAGUCUCAUCAUGAUGAGUCUGGAUAUCAUUCUGUACGGCUAUCUGGCCUAUUAUCUCGACUCUGUGAUACCAAGUGAGUAUGGAACUAAGAGGCCACCUUGGUUUUGCUUUUUACCUGGAUAUUGGUGUCCAAAAAAGGUUCAAAGGGUGCCGUCGUCGAACGGCGAGUCAAACUCGUUCAUUCCGGGCGAGGAGACACAUCGCGACGUGGAACCGGUGGUGCGCGAGAUGAAGGGCCGCGAAGCGAUCAGGAUAGCCGACCUCUACAAGUCGUUCCACAAGUGCAGGCAUCCGGAGAUCAAGGCGGUGAACGGCAUCAAUCUGACUAUCUACGAGGGCCAGAUCACCGCCAUCCUCGGUCACAAUGGCGCUGGCAAGACCACCCUCUUUAACAUCCUUACGGGUCUGACCUCACCUACAUCCGGCACCGCCCUUAUAUUCGGUUACGAUGUGCGCGAUUCCAACGACAUGCGGGCGAUACGCAGCAUGACCGGGGUUUGCCCGCAACACGAUAUCCUUUUUGAUCUGCUGACGCCGCGCGAGCACCUCGAGUUCUUUGCCGCAGUGCGUGGCAUUCCACGCUCGAUGAUACAGCACGAGGUGAAGAAAACUCUGAAAGACAUCGAUCUGGUUGAGAAGGCGGACACCUUCGCGCGAUACCUAAGUGGUGGGCAGAAGAGAAAGCUGUCUGUGGGAGUCGCUAUCAUCGGUGAUCCUAAAAUUAUUAUUCUCGACGAGCCUACCGCCGGGGUGGAUCCUUACUCGAGGAGACAGAUGUGGUCCCUUCUGCAGUCGCGGCGACAUGGAAAAGUGAUUUUACUUACAACUCAUUUCAUGGACGAGGCCGACAUACUCGCCGACAGGAAAGCAGUAAUCAGCAAGGGAAAGCUCAGAUGUUGCGGCAGCUCCCUGUUUUUAAAGAACAAAUUCGGCAUUGGAUAUCAUUUAACAUUAGUUUUAGAGGGUAAUGCCAGGGAACAUGCUAUCGGCCGAUUAGUAAUGUCACACGUGAAUAAAGCGGAAAAGGCGAGACGUCACGGUCGGGAACUGAGCUUCAUUCUACCUCACAAUUCCGUGGAAAACUUUGCACCCCUUUUCUCCGCUAUUGAGCACGAAAUUAAGACUCGUUCGAGUAGACUUGGCAUCAGCAGCUAUGGUGUGUCGAUGACCACCCUGGAAGAGGUAUUUUUGCACCUGGAGAAAGACGAGGAGACCGAAUGUACAAUGGACAACCUGUCGAAGAAGAUGGUGCGUAAUCGCGCGCUCAGCCGAUCACUUUCGUUGCAAUCCAAGAGCACGUCGUAUCAGAGUUUGCAGAACGAGGGGGUAACUGUACAAGGAGACAGCCAAGGGAAAGUGAACGAUAUACCGGAUGGCGUACAAAAUGAUCGAAAUCCACCCGUGCUCGGUCUCGGCCUAGAUCCCAUCAAGAUUCGGCCUAACUUCUUUCAAACUCUCUAUGCCAUGCUACGUAUAAGAGUGCUCAGACUCUUCAGAAACCUCCAACUGCUGUACUUCACCAUCAUCAUGCCCCUGGCUCUGAUAGUGCUCGGACUCUAUGUGAACAGUAUUCGGACGGUCGAUGUUAAGUUUGAGUCGCUACAACUUAAUAGCCGUACAUACAACGAAACCGAAAUCGUCUAUCUAAAUAAUACCGACCAGGACAUUACCAAGUUGAUAGACAGCAUAGCUCAAGACGCGAAGCACAUCGAAGAGUAUGAUGGCAAUUUCGCGAAUUUAAUGAAUAUCGCGCCGCACAUAGCCGCCUUCAACAUUAAUGAUUAUAAUCUACCACGACUCAAUCUGACCGUUACGUACAACGACACGAUGCAACAUUCCCUUCCGAUACUGAUAAACAUUCUUUCGAACGCUUAUUAUAGAUUGAUAUCGGGAAAAAACGAAGCUACGCCGAUCGAAGUCUAUACACAUCCCUUCCAGCAAACAUCGCAACCCCAACAGUUCAAUAUCGGCGCGGCCAGCUGUGCUACACUCCUCGGCAUGGUUUUCAUAUUAUUGCCAAUUACUUUAGCGGUGGACAUGGUUUACGAUCGCGAGAUCAAAGCGAAGAAUCAACUUCGCGUGAAUGGCCUGUCGUUCUCCAUGUAUUUUCUUAGCUACUUCAUUGUGCUACUCGGCCUGAUGACUUUCAUCUGCCUGUGCAUCCUCGGCAUCAUAUUCAUCUUCGAUGUGCCUUCGCUACGGGAAAUACCGGCCAUCAUCACCCUCGGCAUUCUCAUCAUGUUCUACUGCCCAUCGUCUAUCCUCUUCUCUACAUGUCUCAGUUACAUCUUCGACAAGUUGGACUCCGCGCAAAGCAUGUUGCCGAACAUCGCGACCUUCUUCGGGUUGCUACCGUUCAUCUUCGUCAUGAUCCUCGAUAUGCAAGGAUUCGGUGGGACAGCUUCGUUCGCGUUGCACGUGGUCUUUUGCCUAUCGAACAGCAUGUACGUACCAUAUGCGGCGGUAUACUACGUGGAUCGCGUUCAUUUGAUGUGCUCCAUCAACGCCGCCUGCCACUAUCUCGUCAUGUCUGAUUAUCUCACCACGGAGAUCAUAUUGUUGGCUUUUGGCGCGCUGCUGCAAUGCCCGGUUUGGUUCUUCGUGCUACUUCUGCUGGACAUCAACAAGAACGGCGGCAAUGUCAGCGAUAUCUUUAAACGCUAUUUCCUGCAAGGUGGCGAUUCCAAUCGUGAGGAAAUCAUGGAAAAUUCCGACAUCGGCGAACACGAGGAUGUGGAUGUGAAAAACGAGCGGCAAAAGGUUUUCAAUAUUGUUGUUUCACCAGCCCUCAGUCAAGAGCCGCCGCUAGUAUUGCUUCAGAAUCUGCGAAAGGAGUAUCGACCAAAGGAAUCGGGAUCAUCCUGCUGCUCAAAGCGCGAGGAAGAGCGGAAGGUCGCCGUGCGAAAUCUCUCGUUGGCGGUGGAACCGGGCGAGGUACUGGGCCUGCUGGGCCACAACGGCGCCGGCAAGACUACGACGAUGAAGAUCAUCAUCGCCGAAGUGACACCGACAAAGGGCAGGAUACAGAUCAGUGGCCAUAGUAUCAAUACUAAUAUAGCAGAGGCUUUCCGACAGAUGGGUUAUUGUCCUCAACACGACGCUCAAUGGAAGAAUAUCACCGUGAGAGAGCAUCUAGAAUGCUACGCCGCGAUUCGCGGGGUUCCAUGGAGCGAAAUCGAUAGAAUCGUGGAUCUAUAUUUAUCCGGUCUACAGAUUUAUGAACACGCCGACAAGCAGAGCCAAGAAUGUUCCGGCGGAACUAAAAGAAAGCUUAGCUUCGCGAUGGCAAUGGUCGGUGGACCUAAAGUUAUUCUUAUGGACGAACCGAGCACGGGCAUGGACCCCAGAUCGAAGAGAUUCCUAUGGGAUACGAUUCUCGCUAGUUUUCAAGGUGGCAGGGGAGUUAUAUUGACUACCCACUCUAUGGAGGAGGCCGAUGCACUGUGUUCAAGAGUCGGUAUAAUGGUGAAGGGUGAGCUGAGAUGCAUCGGUUCGACUCAGCAUUUAAAGAAUCUCUAUGGUGCUGGUUACACCCUAGAAAUGAAACUGCUAGGUGGUGAUUGCACACCGACGACACCCUCCGGCGACAGAAUUACCGGUUUAAAGGAAUUCGUUGCUGGCCUCUUCCCCGACGCCACUCUGGAAGAGAGCUUUGCUGACCGACUAGUCUUUGCCGUGCCCCAACACUCAGUGAACUCGCUAGCUGAGUGCUUUACACAAUUAGAGAAAGCCAAGCUCGAACUGGAUAUAGAAGAGUACAGCUUUAGUCAAACUACCCUGGAACAGGUGUUCCUCAAGUUCUCGCAUUAGGGCACUUUCCUGGAAUGACGAUGUGCCGUCGUUACGUGAUUCAGUGAUUGUCUCGCGAUCAGUGCCCGCAGAAUACUGUUCAUCUAUGAAAAAAAAAUACACGAACAUGACAGAUGUUUUUAAUUGCUUGGUUUCUGGAAUUUGCCGAUCGUUAAAUUGUGAAACAAUUUUCGUUGUUCUCGCUAACGAAUUAUGUGAUUACGCCAUUGACAAUGUGAUGAAAUAUAUAAAUUUCUUGUUACAAGGCGUCGCAGAUAACAGAACAGCAAGCAUAACAGUUAUCUAAAGAUUCUAGUGUUGUAUUACAAAGGAAUAGCAAAGAGACACAUCAUCUUGUGCCUUCAAAUCCUUGGAGGGACAAUGAAGAAACAAUUAGGUAGACUGAUGGAAAUGAGGAAUAGAGUGGAUAAUCUUUAUUUCGAAGCAUUAAGAUGACAAGCCAUUCGGGAGCUUGAUAAAACGCUAAAUGAAAAAGAGAUUGUGGUGAAAAAUAGGGAACAAUUAAAAAAUCAUCGCGUUUCAUGAUGAGACGAAGAAUUAUUUAAUUGUUCCAAAGUAUUGGAAAAGUAAUUAGGAAAUUAUAGAACAAUGAACAAAUAGGAAUGUGUUGUGUUUAAAAAAAAAAGCGAACUAAGCUAAAUUCGAGACUGAUAAAAGCAAGAAUGAAGAAAACAUUAAGUGUUGGAGCGAUGGAGAGUAGUCAAUCAAUCGUCUCACCGUUAUACGUUCGACAGCAGUAUUAAGAUGAUAGAAAACUAGGGAUGAAAAUGGCAGACAGAUAGAUAGCUAUCAAAGCCUAGAUUCAAGGGAAUGUUAAAAUAACUAGUCGCUUUGUAGCUCCAAACGGGCAGAAUGAUGAAGAGCCGAGAGAACUAUAAGGGAACACACACACUCGUUAGCUACUAGUCCUAGCAUGAAAUUUCGAAGGAGCAUUAAGACAGAAAUUGUCUUGCUUUGCCAAGGAAGAAACGUUGACGAAACGUUGAAGAUAUAGUAAGAUGGAACAUCACAGAAACGUUAAAAUUCUUUAAUUGCAAAAUUAAAGAGGAAAGAGGAACUUUAACUAUCAAGAUGGUAAAAAUUGUCUCGUUACUGGAAAAUUAGCGAUCGAGAAAUAAUGGAGUUCUAACGUGAAAAUACUUUAAGGAGCUGCGGAACAAAUCAGUUCAGGUUGAAGAAAUGGGCUGGAGAAUGAUGGAGCAUAAAGUUAAUCUUUUAAAUGGUGCUUGAAGAAGGUGUUGAGACGACAGAUCGCCUUUGAGUUAUCGGAGGAACGACGAUUGAUAGAACAGUGGAACAGUUAGGAACAAAUAGGAAUCUAAUAAUAGUGUCUUUCCUUUAGGAGAACGUCAAGGUGACAGGGUGGACGAGAGAGAGAGAGAGAGACGUUGACGGUGGUGUGUUAUUACUGCUCGUGUCAGUGGUCGAACGCAAUUGCCCUUCGCGAAAGAAGACUCUCUCUACAAAGUUUUGUGUAUUUAUUCUAUAAAUAGUAUCGCGAGGGUACAUACUAUGGAGAUAUAGUUGCGAUUUGAGAACGAGCUCCCUAUUAACGGUGGAGCAUUGCUGUUCCCAAAGCUGGGCUUUACGCUCGAUAUUUCCCACGAAGAUUUUUAUCUGACGUCUCUAUCUCUCUCAUCGGCAUUGUUUUAUCUGUAAACGUCGCGUUUGAGAGAGGUGGGUUCUCCGCUAUCGGAGUUCGACGUCCGAGGGUGAAUGUCGGGUGUGAACACAGCGAUGUGCGAGGAGUGAACAUCCUCGUGGCAUAGAGUCGAGAUUACGUACUGAUAGUUCACUUCGUAUUUGAAAACUUACCGAUAAUAGAUCUCGUACCGAUAUUGCACUGGAAUUGGAGCACACGUCCCGUUGUUUUCAGGCAGGACGGCUCGUUCGCGGUAGCUGCAAUCCGAUAGAUCGGCUCGAGAAGAUGACAACUUCUUGGUAGGCCACAUAGUUACCGAAAAAGUCUUUAUAUCGUAAUCACACACAUGCCGGUAAAUCCAAACUGUAAUUCCUGUAUUUACUAUAGUAUUAUUUUAUCUGCAAUCUUACGCGAUUGUUGACUGCAGAAAAUAGGUAAUCCAGACUUGAUGAAAAUUUAUGAACUCUUGAGGCAUAUUGAAAUUCAGCGAUUUCUCUAAAUAUUUUUUGUUUCUUCUAUUUUUUUCUUUACAUCUAGAUGUUACUCAGGGAUUUUUUUCAAUAUUUUUUCUAUUUUUUCUAAUAAGAACUAAAACGUACACGUUCAAUAUAUAAUAUUUCUAGUUAAAUAAAUCCUUGAUAAGUAUUUGUAUAUAACUCUAGAUUUUAUAGAAUAACAAUAAUUGAUUUCAGAAAAAAAUAAAAAUGAUUAUUUUUCUAUUAUUGGCAAAAUACAUAGUAUAAUACUAAGAUACUGAGAAUUUAUAAAAAUAAUAAAAAACCGAUCAAAAUUGAAUCCAUUUUCUUGAGCCUCGAUUUCAAAAGUCUGAUACGAAAUGAAUGCCGAUUUCUUCUCAUUCAUCUACUGCGUACACUCAACUAUUAUGAAGGAGCGCAGAUACAGUAUUAUAAAUACUUUCUAGAUGAAAUUGCAAUAGAUAUUUUUCGAGUUAGAAGGUUGAGAAUAGAUUUGCAAUAACAUGAGAUUUUUCAACUUGCCCACUUUUUGAGCCGAGCUAUCGAAAAGUAGAGCCGACGUGAGUCCUAUCGGGCUGUAUGCAUCGAGUUACGAGAAGUGUUCGAGAAGUAGCUUCUAUCGAGGAAUAUAAUUACCGCAAAUGCACUGAUUACUUAAAAUCUUUUGGCCAAGCUUUUUACUUGAAUCUUCGAAUUUCGAAUAUGACGCAACGUUAUGUGGAAUCGAUAUUUAAUAUUUGUACUCAUUAUAAUUCUCGGAAAAUUAAGAAAAAUGCUUCCUGGGAAAGACAUGGGAAACGAGACGAGAAACACAUCAGAGUCGUUGCGGUUUGCAUUUACGGGAAUUAAGAGAAAUAUCGCGCAAUGUCAAUUUUGUUAACUGAUGCCGCGAUACUGCGAUUGGCAGAUCGGAUGAUAUUUUAUUCUCUUUUGAUAAACGAAGAGAUUAACGUGCCUUGAGUUCAGUAUAUGUACAUACGCGUAACUUGAAGAAGCUGAGAAGCGUAAUUGUCGGCUGCAGUCAUGCUGCUUACAAGAGAGAAGUGUGAUUGUUCCUGGAGAACUACGAAGUGCCCGUAGUAUUCUCUUCUGUCUUGUUACUUUUGUUCUAGCAGUCCAAUGUGAUUGUUUUCCGGAACUCGAGAAGCGUUGUAUUAUUUCUCGAACACCUCUCGCAUUUUCUACACACGUAAUUAAGGAUUACCCCCGGGGAGGGCCGUAGUCGUAACGAGAAAACGCAAGAAUGACACGGCUUAUAGUCUCGAGCGCAACAACUAGAACGUUUUUCUUGUGUGAUAACAAUCGUACGGACACUCUUUACCGUUGAACAUCGAUUGAAUAAUACAGCGAACGAUUCCGAGAGAAAAAAAAACAGUUACAGUUGAAGAUACUGUUAAUAUUGUAGGUUUAACUCUUUGCACACGGCAAUCCUGUUUUACACGUUAUUAUACUUCUCAAUUGAAGGAAGAUCUUGUAAAAAGAAAUUUAAAAAAUAAAAUUUAGUUAACAAACAAUGUUACAUUUUUCUCUUCUGUAACUAAUUAAAUGUUCCGUGAAAAACUUUUACGUGAUGAUUAUUUAAUUUCAUUUUGUGUGUGUGUGUGUGUGUAUGUAUAUAUGUAUCUAUACAUAUACAUAUAAUAUUAUACAAUCUCGCAUAUAUUUCUUUAAUUGGUUUCGUACCAUCAUUCGAGUGUAAAGAGUUAAGUCAAAUUUUCUUUCGAGAAUAAUUUCGCAUACUUUAGUCAACAUAAGGGAGGAAGAACUGAUCAACAUUAAGCAAUAUAUACGAAAAAAUGAAAUAGGUACGAAUACGUAAUUGAAGACAUGAAUGGUAAAGGGCGUCAAUUAAAAUUCGCGAUCGAUCGUUCGAUCAGGUCGAGAAAAUAUUUUAGUCCCUUCCAUAAACAAAUUAUUUGUAAGAUGUACCCGAAUUGAUUUAUAUAUUAUUUACAAAUAUAUGUUGUACAGACUAUCCCAAGUUCACUGAUUUUGCUUUUAACGACAUUCAAUGUAUCUCUUGAAAAUUUUUGGUUUAAUUUCUCAUCAAACAAAAAUUCAAUGAACCUUCCUAAUUUUUUCAUCUUCAAUCUUAUGGCUCGUGAUAUCCUUACUUAUCAAGCAGACAAAUUUGAACUUUUCAAAAUAGUGUCACCAGUACCAAAAAAAAUCAAUUUUUAAAAAACUGAUUUUUUACAUUCUUAUAUUUACGUGUUGUUCUUAAAAAAGAGAGAAUAAGAGACGCGCAGUGAAUUUGGAACAGCUUGUAUAUAAUGUUAUUAAUAAUUGUUGUCAACAUAGAGUAACUUGGAAGGGAAACAUUCCCACAACACGUGUAUAUAACCUUUCUUGGUCCUAUAAAAAAAGAAGAAGUAA